AUGAAAAUAUCAACCAAAAGAUCCGCUGGUCUGAUCGGUAAAUCGGCUGAAUCACGUCAAUUUUCAUCGUUUCAAUUACAACUAAGGUCAUAUGAUCUUAGGGAACCUUUCUACCAUUUGAUUUUUGGUCUAACGGUGUUAUCGAUACCAAUCUUGCAAAGCUUCCCCUUCAUGACAAUGUUGUCUGGCUUUACGUUGAACAUAUCGAUAUAUAGUGCUGCUAUUCUAAAGAAUCUUUUGAUUGAAGUAAUUUCCACUGGUUUAUACAUUCUGCAAAAUAAAGCAGUGGAUCAACACCAAAAAGGUGUAGCAAAUGGCAUUUGCAUAACUGCUAUGUCUGCAUGCAAGAUAAUUGGUCCAGCUGCAGGUGGUGCAAUGUGA
Molecule: messenger RNA, 381 nt
Organism: Vicia faba (fava bean)
Lineage: Eukaryota; Viridiplantae; Streptophyta; Magnoliopsida; Fabales; Fabaceae
Source: the annotation of a GenBank genome assembly